AGUAUACAUUUUAGAAUGUAAUUUGUAUACGAGAAUGUUGUAAAAUUUUCAUACAAUUUUGAGCAUGAAAAGUUUGGUGAAAGUGAUGAAACUAUGAAUCGCAUAUAAAGUAUAAACUGAUAGUGGCAUCGCUUUAUGCCGCAAAUAAUAAGUUCCAGUGGAUGGAAUAUCCAUAGGAUGAUGCUCUUCUAGUGACUCACGUUCACCAACUGUUUGAUACUUUGCUUCACCCAAAAGACCAAACCACGCUGCAUACCCCGCUCUGGUUCUCAAUCAUAGAUUAAUUCCUUACACACAAGGUUUGGUUGCUGCCAUGAGUUGCUGUUAUGAGUUCAAAGGUUGCAAUGAGGAAACAAAGAUUUCAGCUGUCAUUUUUGACUUGGAUGGAACACUUCUAGAUACUGAGAGAGCAACAAGGGGUGUGUUGAAUGGAUUUCUGGCAAAGUAUGGAAAGGAACUUGACAAGGAGAAGGAGGAGAAGAAGAGGAUGAACUCCCAUUGACACCUGAACAAUUCAUCAAAGAAAUCACUCCUCUCUACAGAGAAAGGUGGACAGAAGCCAAAGCCUUGCCCGGUGCUAAUCGCCUUAUUAACCAUCUCAAGAAAAAUGGAGUGCCUAUGGCCCUUGCUUCAAACUCCUUGAGAGAGAACAUAGAUGUGAAAAUUUCUCAUCAUAAUGGUUGGAAAGAAAGCUUUUCUGUAAUUCUAGGAAGUGAUCAAGUUAAAUCUGGGAAGCCUUCUCCGUAUUUAUUUGAAGAAGCUGCUAAGAAAAUGGGUGUAGAUGCAUCUAACUGCUUGGUGAUUGAGGAUUCCUUGGUUGGUGUCAAAGCAGCAAAUGCUGCAAAAAUGAAGGUAGUAGCUAUACCGUCUCGAGGAGAAGUCGAUUGUUAUCUACUAGCAGAUACUGUGCUUCACUCACUUUUAGAGUUUCAACCUGAGCUAUGGGGCCUUCCACCUUUCGACGACUUGCUAGAUAACACAUUGCCUAUUGAGCCGAUUCAUGUGAGUGGUGUGUAUGUUAGUGGAGCUCUACAUGAAUCUACAGAGAAUGCAACAGGUGCUCUUCCUGGUCAAGUUUUUGGACUUUACUUUGGUUGGGGCAAGGUUCAUGCUGAUAGGAACUUUAAGAUAUUGCAUAUAUGCCUUAUUGAUCCCAAUAGUGAUGACCAUAUGUAUGAGCAACAGCGCAUGCAAAUUCAUCUUGUUGGCUACAUAAGUGCUUUUGACAAGAAGGAACUCACAUCAAGGGAAUUGGAGAAACUAGAAGAAUACAAGUCUAUUGCAAGAGCUUCACUGGAUUUACCAUCAUUCACUUAUUCUUUUUAAGUAAAAUAAAGCUUCACGUGGAGGAUGCAGUUCACGUGAGGCUUUACAGUAAUUGUUUGAGAAGAUGAAACAAAAAUUAUCUAACUUGUUGCAGAUUUCAUAGCUGUGGAAUUAAUUUUAUAACAUAAGACGUGCAUUGAAAUGAUUCAUAAGGAAAAGGAAGUGCUUGUAAAGUUGUAACAGUAAUAAAUAAUAUAUUACGAAAUUCUUAAAGUGAAAAUGCAAUAAUAUAGCAAUCAA
Arachis ipaensis is the source of this 1566-nucleotide messenger RNA. The record is from RefSeq and is a predicted model, not a curated record. NCBI's taxonomy places the organism in Eukaryota, Viridiplantae, Streptophyta, Magnoliopsida, Fabales, Fabaceae.